AUGGCAAAAACAUCGGAAGUUAUUGCAGGCAUAGCCCUGGGCAUCCCAAUAAUGAGUUGGCUGCUGGUACCCAUCAUCACCUUUCUCGUGAACAAAUUCUUUUCCAUCCUCCUUAACGACACAUCAAGAAAACUCAGUAACCUGGAGAACCUCACUAUCCCAAGUCUGAAGGAGACUCUGAUAGAAGUAGAGGAGCAGAGGAUGCUUAGAGCAGCUAAAGAUGUGAGGUCUGAGUCUGAUUUGAGGACUCUCGAUGGACUGGCGACAGAACUCAAAUCUGCCUUGUAUGAAGCGGAGGAAAUCCUGGAUCUGAUAGAUUAUUAUCGGAUCGAGAAGAAAAUCGUUGAUGAUGCCAAAGAGAAUGGCAGAAGCUGGGUGCAGCAAAUCCUCUGCGCUUUUGGCGCUUGCAUGGUCCACUGCAAGGGAAGCAGCUGGGUGCAGCACCUGCACGGCGGCGUUGACUUUUGCAUCACCUGCUGCAAGGGGAGCUUGUUCGGAAGAUCAGGUGGGCAACUUCCAAUUUCCCGUGCAUCCUCCAUUUCUGUGGUGCAGAGGCUCUGUGGCGGGUACCAUAUCGCCAACAGCCGUCGAUCUGGGAUGCAGUGGCUCUGUGACUGGUUCUGGCACCUCGUACUCAAAAUCACCAACUGCUGUAGAUAUGGGGUGCCGAGACUCUGUAGCCAGUUCAGGCAUCUCGUAUUCAAAUUUGCCAAGUUAUGUCAAUCUGGGAUUCAGACGCUCUAUGGUUUGCCAGCCGAUGUGAUUGCAGCUAACCAGGAUUGGUCAUAUAAAGUUAUUGGCAUCAAAAGUAAUCAGAAGGAUGGCACAGCAACAGGUUCUUUCUUGCUAACCAUUGCUAGAAAUAGCUUGACGAAAAGAAUAGAGCACUUAGAAAACGUUCUCAAUGACUUGAAGAAAUCACAUCUGUUGAAUCAGCAAAGCAGCAGCAGCCAAAUUCCCAAGAAGGAUAGUAACAAAGAAAGGAGUAGAAGGCAGGAGGAUAUUGAGUACCUGUGCAGAAGCAUUGAACGGAAGGUAUUCGGUCGAGAUAAGGAGCGUGAGAUGAUUAUUAGUAUGCUUCGUAGGGGACCUGGUCCGGAUACACCAAGCUCCAGUACCAGUAAACAUUAUUCUGUGAUUGGUAUAUAUGGCAUUGCAGGGUCUGGGAAGAGUACCCUGGCACAAUAUGUUUGUGAUUAUGAGAAGGCCGAAGGCCAACAUUUUGACCCUGUCAUGUUCAUUCAUGUGUCUGAGGCAUUUAGAGUGGAUAAGAUAUUUCGUGACAUGUUGAGGGAGAUCAGGAAAGACCGGCAAUCUGACAGCAAUGAUGUGAAAGGUCUACAUGAUGAGCUGAAGGAAAAGUUGAAAGGAAAACGUUUCUUGUUGGUACUGGAUGAUCUCUGGGUCAGUGGUGAGAACAGAGAGGAACGUGCUAUUCUACUUGGUGUGCUGGAUGCUGGGCAGAGUGGAAGCCGAAUUCUGGUGACAGCUCAGAAGAAAGAUGCAGCUGCAGCUCUAGGUGCUCAGGAGCAAAUCCCAAUACCGGAUAUGGAAGAAGAGCAGUACUUCUCAAUGUUCAUGCACUAUGCCCUAGAAGGCACGCGUUCUGAUAAUGGAAGAUUUAUAGCAAUAGGGAGAAAAAUUGCGAAAAGGCUUGGCAGAUCACCCAUUGCAGCAAUAACAGUAGCAGCACGGCUUCAGAGUAACAACAGUAUCGAUUUCUGGGAAACAACAGGGAACCUUGACAUGUUGAAUGAAACAAUGGGAGCUCUGUGGUGGAGCUAUCAGCAGCUAGGUAUAGACAUCAGGCGAUGCUUUUCAUACUGCAGCACUUUCCCGAAAGGAUACAGGUUAGUACGAGAUGAGUUGGUUCGCAUCUGGAUAGCACAUGGAUUUGUAAACACCAGGAUGAAUGCAACAGAGCAAUUGGAAGACAUAGGCCUCCGCUACUUAAACGAACUACUGACAUUCUCAUUUCUGCAAGUAGAAAGAACGAUUUUUGGUACUGAAACUGAGGCAUUCACAAUUCAUGACCUGCUACACGAGUUGGCUGAGAGGGUUUGCGGAACUGAAUGCUUCAGAAUUGUUUCAAAUGCCCUACCAAAAGAUAUUCCGCAAGAGGUUCGCCAUCUUUUUGUUGGUAUUGGGACUGACAAUAGAGCAGUGAUUACAAAGAAAAUUCUGGACUUGGUAAAUCUACGCACUCUCAUCAUUGAUGAAGAGUACAGCGAAAAUAAGAGGAAAAUAUUUGCAGCUCAAGAUGCUGAGGAAUUGGACCACACCUUAAUUAACGAAAAACUCUUUGACAGAAUGUUCAAGAGCCUGAGGAAACUGCGGGUGCUGAUAUUUAAAACAAAAUACUACCAUGAACAAGUGUUGUUAGUUCCAUCAUCUAUUGAUCAGAUGAAGCAUCUACGUUAUCUUAACUUUAAUAUGGACUGUUCCCAUCGCAGUGUGGAGCUUAUUUUCCCAAGCACAUUUAGCAAGCUUUACCAUAUGCAGAGCAUAUAUGCUGAGAAGGUUUCCUGUGCUGAAGAUAUCACUAAGAAUCUCACUUCGUUGCGGCAUAGCUCUUCAUCGUCGAUGGGAUUUGCAAACAUUGGCAGGCUGACGUCACUCCAAUCACUAGGAUACUUCCAAGUAAAGAAGGAACAAGGGUACGAAUUGAAGCAGCUGAAGCACCUAAACAACCUUCGAGGUACGCUGGUGAUAGAUGGUCUCGGGAUUGUCAGAAGCAAAGAGGAAGCUCUUGAAGCCCACCUAGCCGGCAAGAAACGACUAAGAAAACUGGAACUGUCAUUCUGUGUCCGUCAGGCCGGGGAUCCAAACGCCGUGGCAGAGAUACUUAACCUCCUUUUACCACCAGAGGAUCCUGGGAAGAGCUCACGGUCAACCAACCGUGACAAGGCUACAAGGUACCAUGGCUGGAUGAUGGGGGGCCAGACUCCAGAUGCCGCUGCAGAGGUACUUGAGGGCCUUUGUCCCCCGAAGGAUCUUGUAGCACUCACAAUCAACCGCUACAAGGGUUCGAGAUAUCCUAGCUGGAUGUUAAGUCACCAUAAUCCAGACGCCCUAAAGCACCUGCAACAACUUAAACUCCAUAAUUGCAGCCCAUUGGAGUAUUUUCCUGGAGAUAUCGAGUUGUUCAGUUGUCUGCGUGAGCUUCAGGUUUCCCUUUGCAACUGGGACAGCUUACCAGAAAAUAUGGAGCUCCUUGUUUCGCUCCGGAGUGUGUUAAUUAUGAGAUGCGAUAAGAUGGAGCGCCUUCCGACGCUGCCACGGUCGCUUGUGAAGAUUGAAAUCCACGGGUGCCGUGUGCUCAGUAGAACCUGCCAAGUAGAGGGACACGAAAAUUGGCAGAAGAUCCAGCAUGUUCCAGAGAGACAUAUAUCUCCGAGAAGAGCAUGUCACAAUUAA
Molecule: messenger RNA, 3417 nt
Organism: Miscanthus lutarioriparius
Lineage: Eukaryota; Viridiplantae; Streptophyta; Magnoliopsida; Poales; Poaceae
Source: the annotation of a GenBank genome assembly